Messenger RNA from Porites lobata, 4352 nucleotides. Lineage: Eukaryota; Metazoa; Cnidaria; Anthozoa; Scleractinia; Poritidae. The record is from the annotation of a GenBank genome assembly.
AGAGAGAGUUCAAGCCUGGAUUUGAAUAAAUUCAUAAGUGAUGAGCUACAGCCAAAUGAAGAUUUUCAUCGUCUGUUUAAUGAUGCUAUUGAUUCCUUGUACCGAGAACUUCAGGGAGACUUGCAAAAUACGAACUAUGGAAUUCAUAACCUGAUCAAGGUUAGUGAUGAAGCAGCCCUCCUCCUCGCCUGCCUUAAAUUAUUGUUGUAGAUGUCUUUAAUUUUCAACAAUAUCCCAAGAAGAUCCUGCAUGUAUUUUUAAAGGGCGUGGCACACGAAAACCAGACGGUAGUUGAAAUGUUUGCUUUCGCCAGUUAUUUGAAAAGGCUAUAAAACUUCUAGGAAAAGGUAAAAUUUGAAAUACAGGCCGAGGUAAAUGACUGCUACAACCCCGGUCAUGUUGGAAAACUUCCGAAAAGUACAAGGUAACCUAAGUCGUUCCACGAGUAAAACCCCGCGACUUAUCCUGUGUACAGAUGUCCCCCCCGCCCACUCCCUCAGAAAAAAUCGGGGGAAGAGACUCUCUUCUCCAGAUUUUUUCUGAGGGAGGGGGACGUCUGUACACAGGCUACCUGCGACUAAGAACCUGGAUUUUUCCUGGAUAGCCUAAACAGGUUCUUAUAUAAAUGGUAGCUGGCGUACGUUUAGGCUAUUUAGGUUCUUAAAUAGGUUCUUGUUUUCUGAAGAAAAAAAAUGCGAUAUAGCUAAGAGUAUUUAGUGGUUUAGCUUAUUCUUUAUACAAAAUCUGCAUACCAAAUUAGAAGUUGAGUAAAAAUAAACAUAAAAAGAAGAACUCUAUUUAUUUGUAAUUGUAUCGAUAACAGUUUUAUUUGAUUUAAACAAUGGCAUUUACAUUACAGUUGGAGUGAUAAGGCACCUAUGUUUCCAAAGAGGAUUCUGAAUGUUUACUUUUCUUAUUCGCCUAAGUGUACAGAAUUUUUUCAUAGAUUUUAGAAUAUAAGAACCUGUUUUAUAUUUUAGGCUAAAUAGGUUCUUAUAUAGAGGAGGGCUAGGUUCUUAGUCGCGGGGUUUUACUGUACACGUAUUGCUUUCCUCUCCUUCCCCCAACAUUGGCUUCACGGCUUGGGAAUAAUCGUCUUCAAAAUCAACAUCGAAGGGGAAGGGGAUAAGAAAUUCGAAAGCCCCGUUUCAACAAUUAUGUCCGCGAAUGUAGCUUUAGCACCAAAUCGCUGAUUUCCCUAAAAGCUACGAUUAGCGUAUCCGAUACUUUUGCCUUCGAGUUCCCUCCGCUGACACCCCCGGGUGACCCAUAGGGGCCUGUUCUAAAACUAAAGUCAAGGUUCUCGUGAGCAUGACACGAAAGUGAUAAAAAAUGCUAUGAUUAUAUAGAUUCUACACGCCUGCCUUGUCUUUUUAGGGUGGAUCUAUUGCUAAAGGCACUGCAUUAAAAAACGACGCCGACCUGGAUUGCGUGGUCAUGAAGGGUAUUACAAACGCUUCCCAGCUUAGCAGCAAACUACCCGACAUCUUGCGUGACCUUGAGUCACGCUUGAGGAACUGGAAAGGGGACCCAUGGCAAUUGACUAUCACCAAGAGGACGCACUUCUCCAUACAGUUUAACAUGUCACGUUAUUCUACAGAAUCUGUUAAGGUUGAUCUCUUGCCAACAUUUGAAGCAAACGUAGUGGACAUCAAUGGUACGUACGUAACGUUCACUCGUAGUCGCGUUCAUGCGUUCACGCGUAGUCGCGUUACCCGUAGUUGACAUACGUUAUUACAUGAAAUUUUGGCGACACAUUAAUUUAGCGAUUUUUCGUAAAUUUUGGAACAUAAGUCACUUCACGAUUUCACGAACUAAAACUAUGGCGCAUUACAUAACUUUUACGACGACAAUAGAACAUUUAUGUGAUUAUUGUCAUAAACGGCAUAAAACAUUCUGAAACUUAAUUUUGAACGAAAUAAACGAACUGUUCUCAGUCAUUGCGGGAGACAAGAGGAGACCGCAAUCCUAAUGUCCAGUUUGUUAAUACGCAUGCGUCGCACUUCCACUGUAAGAAUGAAUGGAAUGCACAUAACGCAAUUUGAUCACGCGAAUUUGGACCUUCUAUCACUCGUAAUCUGAUCACGCGUUUUUUGACCACUUGUCACGUGAAACUUGCGCAAAGCGCAGCGUUGGAGCAAAAGCGUUUUGACCUACGAUCGUUGUCGCGCGCAUUCCGUAACCUUUGGUUAUUAGUAACAUUUAAGGUAUAUGGUCACACAAACUCAAUGAUAGACGUCAUUAUCGACCGUCAAGUAGCAUGUGUGUGAAACUAACCAGAUGGCAGAAUUUCAUAUUGUACUCACUUUAAUUUAGCGACGAUUUAAAUUUAGUGACACUUGCAGUAAUUUUGGUGCAUUUUAAUUUAGCGAUUUUCAGUAAGGUAGUUUAGUUGGUGCACGGCUUUCCAAGUGGGAGGCCCAAAGCGAUUCCCAGUUAUAACUCUGCUUUUAGAACAAAACUUAACCUAGCUCAUCGCACACGUAUUUGCAACUGCUUUUUACCAUAUGUGAUAGUUCACAUAGUUUUCCGUUUAUACAAAAUGUGUAAAAUACUGAAUGUACAUUGUCACUGAUGAUUGCUUCGAUGUAUCGAUCAGCUAAAGAGAGAAUAAUCUAGAUUACAGUCGACUCUCUCUUAACGGACACCUCUGUAAAACGGACUCUUAGAGUUGGUCCCUGCCUUUCUUUACUCCUUUUAUUUGACUCUUUAUAAGACGGACACCUCUCUAACACGGACACUUAUCGACACUUUGUGCCGGUCCCAAAGGUUGUCCGUUUUUUUUUUAGUUUUCAUUUUUUCAAGUCAAUUAGCAUGUGUUUCCAGUGAGGCAAAUUAUUUUUUGCCACUCGUAAUCUUGUGUUGAUUUAUUUUAUCAUUAUUUCAUCUUUGUCACUAAUACUCCCCUUGUUUCAUCCUGACUUUCUUUCUUUCCCAUAAAUUUCAAGUAACUGAAUAAAUUUUUGAGCUUGAAUAUGUGUCUCUGGCCGAACUGUGUUCAUUUCAUUUCUUUUUGUACAGUAUAUUUCACUAUGUCCAUUUUUUAAGACUGGUCUUAACUAUGGGGCAGCAUCUUGAAUUUCUUAUAAUUUUGUUUGCCAUCUGAGCUGACAUCUUUCAUUAGUUUGCCAACUUGCUCAAAGCUCUUUUAGACAAAGACCUCAUUUUCGAUCCAAGUGAAAUUCAUAAGAUGCAGGAUGUCUCUUAGUCAGCUUCUCUAGGACUCACGAGCGGCUUGCACACCGACUCAAACCCUUACCAGGGCUUCUCCUCCCCAUUCUCCGCACGACUUCACAGUUCCUCUGCCAAAACUUUGCUCACGCUAAUGACAAUCCCGCCCACUACGCAGGCUAUGGGACAGCUAUCAAAAUCCCCCUGAGUAAACAAUAGUCCCUCCAUCCCCACCUCGGGACAACAGUGAUUUUUUCAGUUGUUGUUCAACUGCCUAUCAGUGAAGCUACAGGACCUACAGGCAUGUACAAUUUUGAGGAAAAAAUCAUCAGCGUUUAUUAAAAAUACUUUCAUGGCGCUGAAUCUCAGCAGAUAUUCAUUAUCAUGUAUUAUUCUUUGUCUUAGAACGAGAAAUGUUUUACAGAAAAAUGCUCGAUGACAUAAAGAACUGGCCAUACUACUCCGCAGCCCUUGUGAUGGUUCAAAAAGAUUUCGUUAAGAAACGGCCUGCACUCGUAAAAGACCUGAUUCGCUUGGUAAAGUAUUGGCGCAAGACGUACAUUCCACAGAGUGGUAGUAAGCAUGUCCCCCCCUCCUAUCUGUUGGAACUUCUCACAAUACACGUUUGGGAAAAUGUAAAUCCUUUGAAUCCUGCAGAGAGCUUUGACAUGAAGAUUGGUUUUAAAGCUGUUUUGGAGGUUCUAAAGAAUCACCAAAGUCUUCGUGUUUCUUGGGAAGAUUACUACAGAAGGGAUUUGAUUCCAAACAGGUACAUUCAUGGAGAGUUUAAAAUUGUUUUACUACAGUAGGAAUAAGAGAGCCGCUUUUUACAUUCUCGAUGACACAGGCGUCUCGGACGUCGACAUACCGGCAUAAAAUUUCGAGAAACGUCCCUUUACCGUCCCCUUACUCUGACGCAUUGGGUCUUAUUCUCCAUAAUCCUUUUUUUUAAAAAUAUAGCAAUCGCACAAAUUUUCUUUCGCAAUAGAAUUUUAUUUAUGGCAUAUUUUCUUUUUUGGCAUUUCAGUCUCCUGUAUGGGCCACAUAUAAUUGAUCCUGCAAACCCAACCAACAACCUGUACGCCCGUGUUGACUGCUGGGAUGAGGUGAAAAAGGUUGCAGAAGAAACCAUGCGGAAACCCCUUCUCAGAGAUGUGCGGGUUACUUUUAACUGGAGAUGA